AUGUUCAGCAGAUCAGUAUCAAGAGUGCUCCUGUCCUCCUACAAGGGCUUUGGAAACAGCAUCACUAGAAACAGUGGCAAAGCUUUGAACUUGGUGGCACCAGCUUACUCAAGUAGCAGCAUCAGGUUCUACGGCAGUGCUCACCCACCACAGAACAACAACAAGCAUCAGAAGCAUGAUGCACAUGCACACGAGCACGAGCACGAGCACAAGGAAGGCGAGCAUCAUGACGAUCAUCACCACGAGGAGGAUGUCCCACCCGAGGCUUGGAUGGUCGAGAAUGCAGACACCAUGGCACUCAGAGAUGAUCACCCAGGUUACCCAUACUCACGUCUGGUCGAUGAGACACUACCCAAGUUCACACUGGAGGAGGUGGCAAAGCACAACAAGAGAGAGGACUGUUGGGUCAUCAUCCACGGAAAAGUGUACAAUGUAACAUCAUAUAUCGAUCGUCAUCCAGGCGGUCUCGUAAUCAUGGCUAACGCUGGAAAGGAUUCAUCCACUCUAUUCGACAGAUCACCAAUGACAAGCAAUGCAUGGGUUAUAAUGAGAGACCUUCACAUUGGAUACUGCGAGCAAGACAGGAGAUACGACGGAUACAACAGAUCCAACAGGAAAGGAUCACAUUACCUUGGUGGUUUCGAAGUUUAA
Acytostelium subglobosum LB1 is the source of this 651-nucleotide messenger RNA. RefSeq lists its product as hypothetical. The record is from RefSeq and is a predicted model, not a curated record. Bases 1 to 651 code for a protein of 216 amino acids. Gene Ontology annotation, molecular function: heme binding. The transcript has 5 exons. Lineage: Eukaryota; Evosea; Eumycetozoa; Acytosteliales; Acytosteliaceae. Gene Ontology annotation, cellular component: intracellular membrane-bounded organelle; membrane.